Molecule: messenger RNA, 643 nt
Organism: Malaya genurostris
Lineage: Eukaryota; Metazoa; Arthropoda; Insecta; Diptera; Culicidae
Product: NPC intracellular cholesterol transporter 2-like
Exons: 2
Coding region: 39-500 (153 amino acids)
Source: RefSeq, a predicted model, not a curated record
CGAAAUAAUAAUUAGUCUAGCCGAUCCAAGCUCCCGGCAUGUUCCGACUUCUUUGGUUCUUUGUUGCCAUGGUACCGGCAGUGGUACUGUCGGAUGUCAGUUUUGUCGAAUGUCCGAACGGUGCACCGACGCCAAUCUUGCUGAAGAUCAACGACUGCACGGCAGAUGAAUGUAUUCUGGUUUCCGGACAGCCAAUUAGUGCCAUCGUUAGUGGAAUCUAUAGCCCGAUCGAUAGCAACACUGCCAAGGCCCAUAUUUCCUCCUUCGUCGGUGGUUUGGAUACGGGAUUUGAAAUUUCACCGGAACUGGAAGAUGCUUGCAGCACCGGAAUCGACGGUGGUUGUCCACUGACGGCCGAUGUGGCGUUCAGCUAUUCUCUAGAGAGUAACAACCUGGACGUUCCGGCUCGAGGCGUGGAGGUUGAGGUCGAGAUAGGACUGACGGGUGACGGCGAUGUUGAGUUGACCUGUCUACGAUUCAAAGCAAUUGUAAAUGAAUGAAUAAAGUGAUUCACAUUACCGGCACUGGCACCGUCUGAUUUACACUUGAAAAUUGUUAUUAUUCCGGUUCACUCUGCAUAGCACGGAAAAUUUCUAGAGAAAAAAAAAUUACACACUCUAGACUAGAACUAAUUCGCGUCAGC